AUGUCGACGCAGCAGAGCGAGACGACAGAAUUGAGAUCGACAGGAUCAGGGGGAUCUGAAAGGAUCGAAGAAUCUACGAUGCGCAAUGGAAUGACGAUAGGGCGAAGGAUGUGCCUAGCGAGCGGAUGGACUGUGUUUGGGUUGGUAUUCUUCUAUCUGGUGAUGGUGAUGCUCUCUGCCCUUCAAUCGGGGAUCAAUCUAGACCCCCUCGAGUACACCGGGUGGGCGCGUACGGCGUGCCGACACACGGGAGCAGUUGCUGUGGUACCGUUUGCGCUGUUUCUAGUAAGCAACAAGGGGAAGAGCGGGUCGCUGUUCUACGCCGUGAUGACGGCAUGCGCGCUGUUUGCGCACCUUGUGAUCCUAUCGUCUGAUUUACGGGUGUUUUCCGACCCAGAAGUGAUGGAGCAGCUGCUGGUUCGCGAGAAGUCGCACCCGCUGAUGGCUUCGUUCGGUCUGCAAAUGGGAGGAACGAUUUGGAAGGCAAUUGGGUGCGCCGGGUUUGCAGCGAGCAUCGCUCUGGCGAUGGAGAGAACGUAUGGCAGCAGGCUGGGACAAGGGAACGAGAAGCUGGGGAUGUUAGGGAGUAUUUGCUGUUUCUUGCUCAUGUUUGACAUUGUGAUCACUUAUGUAGAGGGGCUGAUCAAGUCUUUAAUUGCAGAAGGGGGAGUGGAGUGGAAGGGGGUGGCGUGUUCGUCGUACUGGCUGCUAUUGUUGGCGGCAUGCGGAUCAUAUGGGAUGGCGGAGCGGGCAGUCGAGCGGGCAGGGCGGGAUGCAAGAGAGAAGAAAAAGACGCAAUGAAAUGGGGCUGGGGAUACGUAGGAUGAGAUGGAGGAAACCGGGAACACUGUUGAUUCCAAGACUGGAAAGGUGGCUAAAGAGAAAAGCCGAAGCUAUCAUGCCUCAGGGCGAUAAAGUGCCGGGAUGUCAUGACACUGCAAGUGCAGAAAACGAAGACGCAAUGGAUGAUGGAACGGCGGCGAUUGAACGAGAACAAGAAGACAAUACUGUCUCCGAGCAGGGAGUGCGAGAAGGCGAGGUAAGAGUGGUGGCGAAUGACGCAGAUGGAAGCGGCAUGAUUUGAGACGAAGUACGUACGUGCGUACUAAUGUCACUGCGACUUGUGAACAAUAGGUCGCAAAUAGUGAGGGCGCAGAAGAGGUUGAGCAAGCUGGGGCCUAGCAAGCGAUUGAGCUGCUCGCCAGGUUAUUUGCAGAGAUUCCAUCGUGGAGAGUAACCAUCACGAUACUAAAGUACCUCUGCACGCACGAUACCUUCGCGACAGGUCUGCCGCCCACGCUCUUGUAUUGAAACAAUGGGGCACAAAAGAGAAAAGAGAAGUUUGGAAUGGGCAGCUGGAUGCCGCAACUGCCGACGUCCUGAAAGAGUGGUUUCCUGACAAGAUCACAUUGAAGGUUUGCCCUACUGUUCGUAAAGUACACUCAAAAUUUCUAAAAUAUACUGUAGUAUUCAGCCUUGGAA
Chondrus crispus (carragheen) is the source of this 1482-nucleotide messenger RNA. RefSeq lists its product as hypothetical. The transcript has 2 exons. Bases 1 to 801 code for a protein of 266 amino acids. Lineage: Eukaryota; Rhodophyta; Florideophyceae; Gigartinales; Gigartinaceae. The record is from RefSeq and is a predicted model, not a curated record.